Molecule: messenger RNA, 741 nt
Organism: Colletotrichum chrysophilum
Lineage: Eukaryota; Fungi; Ascomycota; Sordariomycetes; Glomerellales; Glomerellaceae
Product: putative secondary metabolism biosynthetic enzyme
Exons: 1
Coding region: 1-741 (246 amino acids)
Molecular function (GO): oxidoreductase activity
Source: RefSeq, a predicted model, not a curated record
AUGUCUAACGGGACCACAAACAAGACCAUCGCCCUCGUCACAGGGGCAAAUCAAGGCAUCGGCUAUGAGAUCGUCAAGCGAUUGGCCUCGGAAAAUCCAGACUAUCACGUCUACAUGACCGGCCGACGAAAAGACGCCAUCGAGAAGUCUGCCUCAGAGCUUCAAUCGGCCGGCUUGGAUGUUGAGCCAUUGGUCCUCGAUGUCACUUCGGACGAGAGCAUAACAGCUGCUGUAGAGCAAGUGCAGAACAAAUUCGGGUACAUCGACGUUAUCGUCAAUAACGCUGGAAUCAAUCGCGGCAAGGCCGAAGGCAACCUCCGGCAACGACUUCGAGAGGUCUUUGACACAAAUCUCUUUGGAGCAGUCGAGGUUACAGACGCUUUCAUACCGCUCUUGGAGAAGUCUUCAAAGACUCGACGUGUCGUGUUCAUCAGCUCGGGGCUCGGAAGCCUCGCGGUUCGAUCGGAUCCAAGCCUGGGACCCAAGCGCGACUACCUUGAGUAUGGGGCCAGCAAGGCAGCUUUGAACCACGCGACCUUGACAUUUGCCUCUCGACACCACGGCGACGACUCAUGGAAGUUCAAUACAUGUUGCCCCGGCUACUGUGCUACUAGCAUGACCGAUUACUCCGGCCCAGACGAGGCGUCACUUGGGUCUAUUCGGGCUGUUGAACUUGCGACAUUAGGACCUGAUGGCGUCACGGGAACGUUUUCGAAUAGGCAAGGGCCGUUGCCGUGGUAA